GUCAUUUAAACUACAAAAUUGUCAUUGUGUAAACCGCAAAAAUUUCAAUGUUCUAAUAAAUUCAUAGUCUCGAGCCUUUUUUCCCAUAAAUAACAAGAAAAUGGAUGAAUCAUCCAUUUGGGGACGCUUCUACAAAAGCAUAUCGAAAUACAAGCAAGUAUACGAGACAAAAUCGAAAAACGAUUACGAGCCACUCCGACUAUACGGCGGUACAGGUUUGGACGAUUCGUGUCCAUCACCAUUCAACGCUUGCAAAGACGUGCUGGAUCAAUUCGACCACAUAAUCUCGGAGUACAAGAAAGCUAUGGGACCAUGCGGACGGGGAUAUUGUCCCAAAGGGCCGAGAGCGACCCAAGAUCGAUGCUUCUACAAACGGGUGGAAAAGAACUUGCCGAUAGGAAUCACGUCGUGCAUGGAUAUGGACUGUCCGUUUUCCGCUGAGAAAUUUAAAGGUUUGCCCGUGGCCGGUGAAGACUCUGAAGCUGUACCGCUGAAUUACUGCGGCAUGUUGGAGUGUCCGUUUGCCCAGAAGAACACGGUGAGGAAGGAGGGACAGAUACAAGCCGCCUGUGGACAGCCCGAUUGCGCCUACACUAAAUUCCGACUGGGGAUCGUCGACAAAGAAGUCAUUAAACAAGCCCCCCUUAUACCACCACAAAAUACAGGUUAUUGUGGAAGAGUUGACUGCAAGAGUCCGGUGAUCGGACCGACUUUACCGCCAAUCCAUUGGGAUUGCCCGGAACCGUUACCCAAAGGACCAUGCAAAAAUCCAGAUUGUCCAUUUUUGCCUGCUGAUUUGAGGGCGUUGCAGGCUCUAAUCAAAAAGGGGCCGUGUGAUAGUCCCUCUUGCACCCACAUCCUUGACACAUCACCUCCCAAUAACGAUUACCAAUUCGAUCUCCUUGACUGUGAUACUCCAAAACCUGUUUGUGAUAAUCCCGAUUGCCCUUUUCAGAAUCCCUGCAUUAGAGACAGCUUUUCAGAUAAACUCGAGUCGGAUAUUUACAAAGGAAUGUUUGCAGUUUGUGACAACCCAGAUUGUCCGUUUCAAAAGAACAAACAAAUGAAAAGUGAAGAGUUUUGUGGUAACAUCGAUUGCCCAUUUAACCCUGACAAUGUGCAAAACGAUGACGGUUAUUGUGGUAAUCCGGAUUGUCCAUUUAAUCCGAACCUCGCACAGAAUGAUGAUGAUUAUUGCGGAAAUCCGGAUUGUCCUUUUAAUCCGAAUCCUACAAAAAAGUCUAAUUAUUGUGAUAAUCCAGACUGUCCCUUUGCUCCUAAGAAAUCAGGUGGCGAUAAUAAGUUGUCACAAGUUUGCAGUAUUCCAGAUUGUCCUUACAACAAGUUUCAGACAAAAGGUGGAGGUGAUUCAUCCUGCAAAUCUCCAAAUAAGGUUAAGGAUCUAAAGUGUCCUUCAGAUGAACAAAAAGAAACAGAUGUUUGCGACAAUCCCGAUUGUCCGUAUGCAGAAAAAACUCCAUGUCCAAGUGAACCUCCUAAAGAAAAACCGGAACCCGAAGACGGUCGGACUUGCAACGAUCAACGUCAGUGCGACAAUCCGGAUUGUCCGUUCGCCAAAAAGACGCCGUGCGGAAAUCCGGAUUGCCCUUACAAAAUUGGGGAUAUUCACGCUUGUGAUGUGCCAUGCGGACCUGAUACGGUUUGCGGCAACCCGCAAUGUCCCUUCCAGCCCGAAAAAACGGACGAGUUAGAAAUUAAAGUUGACGUGACGGUGGUAACGGAAAACCAAAAUCAGGCGGGAGCCAACGGAAGAAAACACAAGGAUGCGAAAAAGGUGGACGAGGUCGAAAAGGAUCAAGAGGAGGAGGAACGUGGGACAAAACGGAAGAAAUCGCAGGCGAAGAAAUUUUAUUAUGGGGGCGUCAAAUUGGGCCACAAGAACUGUUUGAACCCGAACUUCAGAGUACCGAAACACAUGGGGUGGCUUUGGAAUUUGUACGACCCUUUGGCUGUCAGAGAUCGAAGGGGAUUUAGACCCGGAGCCGUUGGCAGGACGGUGGCCAAAAUAAUCCGUAAACACAAACGUCAGAAAGCCAUUAUGGAUCAAAAAUCCAGCGACUUGUUCGUGGCAGAAAGGAAACAAACUCUAACGGUCAGCAAGAAACAAGGAGAAUACUUGAUCACGGUGAAUCCACUAAAAGAACCGAAGGAAAUUCGAUUUAGGAACGAAAGCGUUUACAUGGACUGCACUCCCAUGCAGUUUAAAGUUAAAAAACACAAGGAAAUGAAACAGGACUGCGUGUGCGAGGACGAGGAGUCGACCUCCACUUCGUCCGACGGCUUCGAGAUCCAGUUUUCGCCGUCCGCCGCCAAGAAGAGUCCUGCCUUCUUCGAGCGGGUUAAACCAGGGAAAAACAUAGAAACGCAGUACAAUCCCGCCGACAUUCCCAAGGAUGGCAAAAAGGGCAAGGGUGGAAAGAAAGGUAAAGGCGCCAAAGGCGCAAAAGGUGGAGCGAAGAAAAAAGGCAAGAAGAAGUAAUGAUUGCAGGUUUUUUCAUUUUUCAAAUUUAUGUUGUGUGUGUAAAAUACAUUCAUUUUUCAUUCCUCAA
Molecule: messenger RNA, 2570 nt
Organism: Aethina tumida (small hive beetle)
Lineage: Eukaryota; Metazoa; Arthropoda; Insecta; Coleoptera; Nitidulidae
Exons: 9
Coding region: 101-2500 (799 amino acids)
Source: RefSeq, a predicted model, not a curated record